AAUGUUUCAGGCAAAAUAGAAGUCUCAUUGAACAAAAGCAAAACAAAGAAGAAAACCUUUUAAUCUCUUCUUUUUUUACAUUAUUCAUCUCCUAAUGUAUCUUUUAUGAAACCAAACAAUUUAUCUUUAAAUUAGACAAUUAAAUUUUACUUACAUUCCAAGUGCUAUUAAAAUAUCACCAUUUAACGUCUUUUCCCAGUGUCCAUGGUAAAUGUGUUUAACCAGUAAACCUGUGACAACUAUUCAACAUCAAGUCAUAUUCAAUUAUAAACUGUGAUUCACGGCAAUCAACCUUAUGGUGGAUAAUUGUUAAUCCCAAUCAACGUUCUGGUGUUGAUAAAGACACGAACAUCUUUUGGUAAACCAAAUUUCAGAAAAUGAUUCAAAACGAUAUUUUGGAUUCCUCGGAAAUCAGCAAAAUGAAUACACCAGCUUUAGAAAGGUUGUUUAUAGAAAUGUCAAACGCAUCCUCUAUAGUCAACACCUAUGGAUACGACAUGUCCAAUGGAGGUGUUACGAAUCUUGAUUUAAAUAGCACCAAUCAAAUGUCAAAUGGCACUAGUAAUGGUAAUUCAAGAGUCAACUGUUCAUAUGGAAACUUGAAUUCGUUAAGUUAUCCUAAUCAUGAAACAACCAGUGAUAAUAUUCAACAGCAAAUCAAUUCAACAUCUCAUACCAAUGUUAAUCAACACAUGACCAAUUCUGUGUUCCACAAUGAUUCCAUGUUGGCUGAAUCACUACCCGGAAAUAUUCACAGGUCAUCACGAGUAUCAUCAGAAUAUACCAACAAUAGUAAUAUCAAUAAUAGUCACAAUAGCAACAAUAGCAGCAACAAUCAGUUAAAUGGUAACACUGAUUUAUCAAAUGGAGUUUACCAAGUGCCAGACCAUUUAAACAGCCAUUCAUUAGCUCAACCAAUUGCCAGUAAUACGCCAAUACCAAUGACAUCCUCACCGAUAACCUUAACAACCCUAUCCUCGGCGUCAGCACCGAUAGUUUCCAAUGUUGGUUUAAUGCAGCAACAAGUAAAUAUCAAACAUGAGCCAGACUCGAUCAACAGUUCAAAUUGCAGUUCAAAUGGUAGUCUGAAAAAUAUGUCCCGAUCACAGCCCCAACCACCGCCAAGUUUAAUCAUUUCACCGCCAGUUUCACCAAUUGACAUGGAGGAACAAGAGAAAGUUAAAUUGGAACGAAAGAGACAGCGGAAUCGAAUAGCAGCAUCCAAAUGUCGUAAAAGGAAACUGGAAAAGAUCCAUUUAUUAGAGAAAAGAGUUAAUGAACUGAAAGAUGAGAAUGAACAAUUAAGCACCAAAGUAAAUAAAUUACGUGAUCAUGUUUGUAGUCUCAAGCGAGAGGUAAUCCAACACAUCAACAGUGGCUGUCCCAUAGCAUCACCUGAUCAUCCAAUAUAAUCUCUUCCAUUUUUUAACGGACACCUGUUUUUAGCUAAAGGAACGGAAAAAGGCCAUCAAUGUACCGUAAAUAAUUUAGCUGCACCAAGCUAACGAGUUUGUUCAGUAAAACAGUUUAUCAUGAAACAAGCCAAUAUACAGUUUUAAGGGAACACUGUUAAUCAAUCUACUUAUCACUGAUGGGAAAAAAAUCUCUAACCAUAGUUAAAUUCAAGUUAAUUUUUUGUUAUGUUGCGUUUUGAUUUGAUGAUCUAUAGCAAUACGAAUACAUAAACACACAAAAUCUCAUGCUUUCUCUCUCAGCUGUUACCCAAAUGUCUCAAACCCAAACCAACUCUAAAUUGUAUAUUGGAUUUAUUCUUGGAUUAUAUAUACAUACCUGAAGAUAUAUAAAUUCAUAGAGAAAAUCACUUUUAUAUAAAAACAUCACAAUUGAUUAAUUAUAAAACAAAGUAAUCAAAUUUUGCAAUCUCCAUGUUAUUAUUACAUCAUGUUGUUAUCGUUGUCUAUCACUCUUUUGUUGUCUCGCCUCUUGAAAAUCUUGUACAAUAUAACUUUAUCCGGGUCAUCCUUUCUUUUUAAUGUAAUAACCUUUAACCUAUUGAAAAAAGAAAUGAAAGAACUAAAGAUUAAAUUUACUAAUAACAAUCAAUUUA
Tetranychus urticae (two-spotted spider mite) is the source of this 2068-nucleotide messenger RNA. RefSeq lists its product as uncharacterized. Lineage: Eukaryota; Metazoa; Arthropoda; Arachnida; Trombidiformes; Tetranychidae. Gene Ontology annotation, cellular component: transcription regulator complex. The record is from RefSeq and is a predicted model, not a curated record. Gene Ontology annotation, biological process: regulation of transcription by RNA polymerase II; regulation of cell population proliferation; regulation of cell cycle. Gene Ontology annotation, molecular function: DNA-binding transcription factor activity, RNA polymerase II-specific; RNA polymerase II cis-regulatory region sequence-specific DNA binding; transcription factor binding.